CACUUAGGAAAAUACAUUAACCUAGUCUUUAUAAACUACCCUACGUUAACUAGGGUCGUAUACUUCCUUAACAUAGGGUUAGACUAUUAUAUAGUAAUUAUAAACCUGCCUAAGCCCCUUAGGAUAACCCCAGGGGCAGGGAAAAAAUAUAUCCCGCUAGAAUACUAG
This is a messenger RNA of Trichoderma harzianum CBS 226.95, 168 nucleotides long. RefSeq lists its product as hypothetical. NCBI's taxonomy places the organism in Eukaryota, Fungi, Ascomycota, Sordariomycetes, Hypocreales, Hypocreaceae. The transcript has a single exon. The record is from RefSeq and is a predicted model, not a curated record. The annotation marks the transcript as partial.